This is a messenger RNA of Periconia digitata, 1291 nucleotides long. Lineage: Eukaryota; Fungi; Ascomycota; Dothideomycetes; Pleosporales; Periconiaceae. The record is from the annotation of a GenBank genome assembly.
CUUUUGUUUCUCCGAAGUCGCCCAGAAAAGGUCAUUCGACGCGGGCGCGUUGCUUGCUAAUCUGUAUGACAUGAUAUGAAAGCCAUGCCUCUUCUUCUUCUUCUCCGCCCACGACACUUCCGCUCCCUGAUUUCCUUACGUGAAACCUUGAUCUAACAUUCACUUGCUUCUUUCUUUAUUCUCGAGCAAUCAACCCCCGCUAUAAGGUCCGCAGGUACGUGGAAUUUGUUCCGGUAGUGGGGUCAAUUCUGGCUGGCAUUAGUCAGUGAAUUAUCAUCACUUGUCAUUCGCAAACGAUUGCACAAACCAGCCCAGCACAUCUCUUGUUUUCCAACCGCAAUUCGUCAUGGCCGCACGGCGCACUCUUCUCCUCGCCCCACCCUCCAUAUCCGCUCACCCAGAAGUCCUCGACAAGGUCUACGAGAUCCAUGAUCGAUCCUCCGCAGAUCUGCAGAUGCUAGAUCGCCUAGCAGCCGGCCUCGUACAGUUGCCCGCUUCCACAUAUGAUGUCGUCCUUUUGCUCACCGACGCCGACGGCACAACCCGCGAAAGCCACAAACUGCUGAGUCGUGAUGUUAUGGUCAAGAUCGCAGACGCGCUCAAGCCGGGCGGAUACCUCAAAAGUCAGGAUGGCGUGUUCGGCGCUACAGGUGGAGCGGAGAAGACGGAGGCUAUCCUUGCAGGUCUCGUGGAGGGGAGUGAGGGUAUGACCAAGCCCGAGGAUACAGGGAGCGUGUCGGUACCCUUGAAGUUGAGGAAGAAGACCAAUGGAGCUGCGAACGGGACCACAAAUGGGAACGGCGCUGUGCCACUCAACCUGAAUGGCAAGCGGAAGGAGCCAGAACCUGUGAAGCCUGUUGGCGUGGGCUUUGUGGAUUUCAGCGACGACUUUGACGAUCCCAUAAUCACCGGGGAAGACGAUGACCUGAUCGACGAAGACGACCUCAUCACCGAGGAAGACAUGGCUCGCCCUGUAGUCCAACCUCUCGAGUGCCGCCCCAAGCCCGGGAAGCGUCGUCGUGCCUGCAAAGACUGCACCUGCGGAAUGAAGGAGCGGCUCGAAGCCGAAGAUGCCGCCAAACGCUCAGAAGCCGAUGCCGCCCUCAACACAAUGAAGCUGGAUGCAGACGAUCUCGACGAAGUGGACUUUACGGUCCAGGGCAAGGUUGGCAGUUGUGGAAACUGUGCGCUCGGCGAUGCGUUUAGAUGUGACGGCUGCCCCUACAUUGGACUACCUGCGUUCAAGCCAGGCGAGGAAGUCCGGUUGCUGAACAAUGAUAUUCAGUUGUAA